UUUCUCUCUCUCUGUGUCUCUAUGCCUUUCUAUCAGCCGGGUUUAUUCUCAGCGGACUGAUGCACACAACAUAACAAGACCUUUCUCCCGUCCUCUCUCUCUCCCCCCUCUGGCGCUCUCUCUCACUCUCUCUCUCUCCUCUCUCUCCCCAGGUUCUCUCCUCCAUCCGGUCUCCCCUCCUCUGUUGUGCACCUGCUCCUCCCCCUCUGCCUUAUUAUCCUCAGACUCAGAGCAGCGCUCCGUCCUCGCCAAGUGAUGCUCCUCGGCGGCGCACAUCGGUGGCUUCUCACCGCCCGGCGCAGGGAGGACCGCGGCUGGUUUCUUCUCCUCUGGAAACAAAGCUGAGGGACGGCACAACAUGGGCAUGUAACGGGGUUUUUGAGAGAGUGAUCCCGAGGAGGGUCAGACGACGAAGAAGCACUCAGGUCCCAUCCGAGGGAAGAGAGGGAGGAGGUGAAGGAGGAGGACUCCGGCGAGAGGGUCCCGGUGGGACGGGGGGAACGCACGCAACGGAAGGUUUUGUGCUCUGCAUAGUUUGACAAUGGACUAAAGGCGGCUGUUUCUGUUGUUUGGUUGUAACAGAAUAGAAUCACGGGAUUUGGAAAGGAAAGGUUGUUGGAGUUGCGGCGGCUCGCGCGGUGCCUUUCUGUUUGCGAUGGAGUGAGGGAAAGAGAGGGCGCGCGGUAACUUCAGCCUCGCCAUGAAAUCAGUGUUUUUUAGCCGCUUCUUCAUCCUGCUGCCCUGGGUCCUUAUUGUCAUCAUCAUGAUCGAUAUGGACAGUAAAAGGACGGUCCGGGCUCCAGCGGCGGCUCGCACCGGCAGGGCGCAGCGGGCCGCCCGGAACGGCGACCCGGGAGUCGGUGGCGCCCAGAACCAGUCCGCUCUGCCGGUUAUCUACGCCAUCACUCCGACGUACACCCGGCCGGUGCAGAAAGCGGAGUUGACCCGUCUGGCCCACGCCUUCCGCCAGGUGCCCCGGUUCCACUGGAUCGUAGUAGAGGACUCGACCACGCGCACGGAGCUGGUGGCGCGCUUUCUGGCCCGGUGCGGAGUCCCGUACACACACCUGCAUGUGUUCACUCCGCGCAGGUUUAAGCGCACCGGGAUGCCACGCGCCACCGAACAGAGGAAUGUGGCCCUCGCAUGGCUCCGGCAGCACCGGGGCACGCGGGACGCCGGGGUGGUUUUCUUCGCGGAUGACGACAACACAUACAGCCUGGAGCUGUUUGAGGAGAUGCGCAGUACUCGAGGGGUUUCUGUUUGGCCUGUGGGAUUUGUAGGCGGCAGAGCAUAUGAGCGUCCUCUGGUGUCCGGGGGUAAAGUUGUGGGCUGGUACACCGGCUGGAGACCGGACAGACCCUUCGCCACCGACAUGGCAGGUUUUGCGGUGAACCUCCAGGUGAUCUUGGCCAACCCGCGGGCGCAGUUCAAGCGCCGCGGCUCCCAGCCGGGGAUGCAGGAGUCCGACUUCCUCAAGCAGAUCACAAAGGUCACCGAGUUGGAGCCCAAGGCCAACAAUUGCACCCGGGUGCUGGUUUGGCACACCCGCACGGAGAAACCACAUCUUGCAAAAGAGCCCAAACAUCGGAAAGACACUGUGGUCAUUGAGGUGUGAGAGGAAGAGCCGAGCAGCGGAUCCAAAAGCAGAAUCUGAUGUGUCUGCCCAUCAUCUCUUGGCUGGGACUAACGGCAGCACCCUGCUUUCUCUCCUUAUGGGCUGGACACAAUCUGUUCACCAUGGACACAGACUCUGAGGAGCUGCAUGAUACAAGACUUCUGGCCGUUGGUCAAACGAGCUUUGUGAGAAGUGGACAACACUGAAUCUGUUCCUUUUAUUAACUGGAAUGACUUGGCCUGUUCAUUUCCUCCAUUUAUGGCUUGUUGAUAUGAAAAACUAAAGUGUAAAUGUAAAAAAUAUUACGUUGCUGAAGUGCCAUGUGAAUACUUGUCAUUGUCAAUGUCAAUGUCAUUUUAACCAUUAAUACAUCAUUGUCAAAUUAACUGUGGGUUUGAGAUAUAAGUAGCAUAAAAACAAGUCUCUUGGUCCAGAUAAUUGCUACACAGUAUCUUUUGGCAGUGGUAUAACUUACAAUGCUGUUGUUUUUACAGCUGAUAAAAAGAUUGAUACAAAUGUCAUGGCUUUGCAUUAAGUAAGUAGCUGAUAUCAGGAUGCUGCUAGCGUGAAGCGCCUCUAGCAGAAAGACUAACUAUCUAUGCUAGCAGGAAGCUUGCUUGGCAGGACUGCAACUAGCUAGGUUAGCACAAAGCUAGCUUAGCAGAAAGACUGUAUCCAGCUAGCCUGGCCCUCUUGAAGUUCAAGAAUAUGUUUACCACCACAUAUUAACACACGUUAUCACAUUUAUUUAACCUGAAAAUAAGCAGAAAUGCUGAACUGAUAAUUUUGUGUAUCGAUUCUUCAGGAACAGCAGCUGGGCGCGGCACAGUGAGCUGGACAUGCUACGCAGGGGUAGGCUACUGACGGAUAGACUGGUGUUCCCAAGAACACGCGACACCCCUGUGAAAUGUAUUGGCCAGGCUGUAGUUUUGAUGAUUACACUUGGUCCACUUUUUAAACAAACUAGAUGCAAUGUGUUAAUUAGCUUCAAAUGUGUUGCAAGAUGUAUUCUGAACUACAGAGAACCAAGCUAGAAGCAGACAGAAGCAGCUAGAUGUCCCAGCUCUCGUCUUUGUCUAAAUUAAUCACAUUCAUGUCUCAAAGUUAAUGUGGUAAUAAUUUAUUGAUGCAUAAAUGAUAUGUAAAUGUCCCUUACAUCACCCUGAACUGACCAUAUGUAGUGAACUGGAACAACCUCUGGUUUUGUAUGUGAAGUAGCAUAUGUGAUCAGGUUUGGAAGCGGCCUGGUGAAGUAACAAGUGACGUUUCUCCUGCCAAGCUGCCAUCAAUAAUGUAGACUCCGUGGGCCGACAACAAAGAAAACAAAAGGAAAUGCACUCGACAGCAGAGGAAUAUAAAAGAAUGAAUUGAGUAGACCAGAAAUGGCACAUCAGGCAGGCCGCUUAGUUUCACAGCUCAAAUGUGAAAGAACUGUUUUUCUUCAGUGUAUUUUAACUGCAGUAUUGUCCUGAUCACUGACGUCCAGAGGGCACAGUGUACAAUGUAAACACGGGAAAUAAAAACAGAAUUAAAUCCAGGAUUCAACAGCCUUUAUUUCAAAUUACCUUCUUGUAAAUCUUGGAACAGAAAAACGGAGCAAUCAAAUGUAAUUCCAAAAAGAUAAAACAGUACUAUUACAGUUAAAAGAGUCAUUGGACAAACAUGAACACAGAAAAAUUCCUGGAUAUUUUUCUUCAAUGCACGGAAACCACUUUUGUCUGUACUAGGCACCAGAAAAUGUAAACACGUUGGAAAUAAACCUGGAGGACAACAGA
Etheostoma spectabile (orangethroat darter) is the source of this 3390-nucleotide messenger RNA. It is a transcript of the gene b3gat2, whose product is annotated as beta-1,3-glucuronyltransferase 2 (glucuronosyltransferase S). The transcript is spliced from 4 exons. Lineage: Eukaryota; Metazoa; Chordata; Actinopteri; Perciformes; Percidae. The record is from RefSeq and is a predicted model, not a curated record. Gene Ontology annotation, cellular component: Golgi membrane. Gene Ontology annotation, biological process: carbohydrate metabolic process; chondroitin sulfate proteoglycan biosynthetic process. Bases 701 to 1615 code for a protein of 304 amino acids. Gene Ontology annotation, molecular function: galactosylgalactosylxylosylprotein 3-beta-glucuronosyltransferase activity.